This is a messenger RNA of Ostrea edulis (European flat oyster), 929 nucleotides long. Its product is annotated as nuclear nucleic acid-binding protein C1D-like. The coding region runs from base 126 to 656 and encodes 176 amino acids. Gene Ontology annotation, biological process: maturation of 5.8S rRNA; regulation of gene expression. Lineage: Eukaryota; Metazoa; Mollusca; Bivalvia; Ostreida; Ostreidae. The transcript is spliced from 5 exons. Gene Ontology annotation, cellular component: exosome (RNase complex); nucleolus. The record is from RefSeq and is a predicted model, not a curated record. Gene Ontology annotation, molecular function: DNA binding; RNA binding.
UACUUAGCAUACAAUAUUUCCGGUAAUAUGUUACAUUACAUGUGCCUGUUCUGUAUUCAAUCAUUAUGUUUCUAGAAAUGGACCAUUUUUACAAACAGCGAUUGGAAUGAUGAUAAAAGUCAAACAUGGCCAAAUCUAAUGAAAGUACUUCAAAUAUCCCAGAUGAAUUGAAAGAGAAACUGGCAUCUUUAGAUACAGCUUUAACACAAGUCGAGUCUAUCUUCCAGCCUUUGCUGGGAACUAAUCAAUCUGAGCUCUACGAAAAGUUAAAUGCAAUGGACAAAGCAAAAUUAGAGCUGGCAGGAGUGUACUCCAUCAACUCAUUGUUCUGGAUGUAUCUAAACAUUUGUGGAGUGAACCCAAAGGAACAUGGUGUAAAACAAGAAUUGGACAGGGUUAGGAGUUACAUGGACAGAGCAAAAAACAUAAAAGACAGGGAAAAGGCUCCAAGAGUGGACAAGGCAGCCUCCAAGAGGUUCGUCAAAAGUGCACUGUGGAAAGCUGCUCAGAAACAACAGAAUCCUGCUGAGAGCGAAGGGGAGAGUACUCCAGGUCCAUCACAAAACGUGGAAGAGGCUCCUUCCUCUUCAAAAGCUGACACACCUCACACGGAAGACACCACAGAACCACCCACCAAAAAAAGGAGGAAACAAUGAGCCUUCUCUUAUAUCAGUGCCAAUAAGAUGAAAAUUCCUUGUUCCAUGAUGCCAUGUUUACAUGACGCUAUAAUUUUUAAAAAAUCGUGGAUAAUAUUUGUUUGACAUUAUUGCUAAGAUCUCUAGUUAUUUCACUGAAGCUGCUUAACCAGGAGCACGAGAUGGGCAUUGUGUGAUGUAUGAACAGAACAUGCCAUGAAAUGAAGUCCAGACUGUAUUGUUUAGUUUGUUUAUACAUGACUAAAUAACUGUACAUUAAAUAUUACAAGUGUU